GCAGUUCGUUCGACCCUGGAAAGCCAGUGGGAAACUCGCCCAAAUUUCCAGCCUUCGGUAUUAUUAUAUUGAUUUUUUCAAGAAACUGAAUUCCUAACCCGUUUUCUGGCUUUGGUUUCGCGUAAAAAAUCCGACAACGGAAUCGGGCGGUGCGUGCGCGAGCCCUGUCCCUCAAACAUAAAAUCGGUUUUGUGUUUAAAAUUGGAUACAAAUUAAUUUUUUGGCGGACCUCCUCAAGCAAAAAAAAAAAAUCCAGCCGGUCCAAUCCGAAACCCACCAUUCAUUACUCACUUCACUUUGGCCAGUAAGGCGAGCGCACCACCGAUCUGAGUCCGUGCAAUGAGAACUUGAAACCUUAUUUGUUUCACGAAGAAAACCACAGAAACAUUUAAAAAGUCGUAACCAUCUUCCAAGAAAUUUUGACGCUACAAAACAUCGUUUUCCAUAAGGAAUUUAAGACUUGAAUUGGUUUAUUUUCAGAAUUUUCACGUUGGUCGGAUAAAUGUCGGGCUUUGGAAGAAGGAAGCAGCGUUGACAGCUGACCAGGAUAGAGAAAGGCUAAUUGACUCUCCUCUAUGGUGAUCCAAGAGUUUCCAUCAGGUACCAGUAGCGCCGCAAAAGUUUCAAUGGCGGCCUUCAGUACGAACGGUCCAAUGGUGUCCGUGCAGGGCACAGUACCGGAUUUUUACAAUGGAAAAACCGUUUUUAUUACCGGCGGCACUGGGUUUAUGGGCAAGGUUUUACUGGAAAAAUUACUUAGAAGUUGCCCGGGAGUGUUGAAAAUUUACUUAUUAAUCAGACCUAAAAGGGGACAAGAUGCACAGGAAAGGCUUCAGCAACUUUUGUGUUCACCGCUAUUUGACCUCCUCCGUAAAGACCGGCCCAACGAUCUGUCCAAAGUCCUACCGAUCGAGGGCGACAUCACUCAGCCCGAACUCGCCAUCAGUAAAAAUGACAUUGCGCUGCUCUCGCGAACUGUCAACGUAGUCUUUCACAGCGCCGCCACAGUCAAAUUUGACGAAAAACUGAAACUAUCGGUGACGAUAAACAUGCUCGGCACUCAACGGCUGGUCGAACUUUGCAAACGGAUGUCCAAUCUUGAAGCAUUGAUCCACGUCUCUACCGCCUACUGCAACUGCGACAGAUCCGAAGUGAAAGAAACAAUCUAUCCGCCGUCGAUCGGUCCCGACGAAAUCGUAUCUCUCGUAGAAGCCCUGGACGAAGACUUGGUAGACUCUCUGACCCCAAAAUUAGUAGGAAACCGGCCCAACACUUAUACAUUCACCAAAGCCCUGGCCGAAUGCUGGCUGAAAGACAACAAAGGCGAUCUGCCUCUGGUCAUAGUCCGGCCCAGUAUAGUUUUAAGUAGUAUGGACGGCCCCUUGAAAGGAUGGGUGGACAAUUGGAACGGACCGACCGGCAUCAUCGCGGCGGCCGGAAAAGGACUUUUUCGCACCAUGUUGUGCGACAAAACGAAGAAGGCCGAUCUGGUACCCGUCGAUACUGUUAUCAAUUUAAUGAUUGUGUCCGCUUGGCGGAUAGCUUCGUGUAAAACGAAAGAGAUACCAAUUUAUAAUUGUGUUACGGGUCAAAGAAAGCCAAUUAAAUGGAACACCUUCAUCGAGAUCUGUUUCAAAUACUUAAGAAUCCACCCUCUGUCGGACAUCAACUGGUACCCGGAUGGUUCCGUGACGGCCUCCAGAUCUGUUAAUUUUUUCAAAAGAUAUUUAUUCCAUUGGUUACCUGCCUACCUCAUAGAUUCGGUUGUCUGGGUUACUGGCGGCAAACCUAUUUUGCUUAAAGUCCAAAACAAACUUAACAAAGCGGCGAAUUGUCUCGAAUACUUUACGACGCAAGAAUGGGAAUUCGAUGACGAAAACGUCCGCUCGCUGAGUCUGACUUUAACAGAAUCCGACAAAACAGAGUUUUGCUUUGAUGUGGCGAAAAUCGACUGGGAGAAGUAUUUAGAAAAUUACGUUUUAGGUAUUAGAAGGUUUAUCUUUAAGGAAGACACCUCUUCGAUUCCCAAAGCCCAAAGACAAAUUUCAAAGUUGUACAUUUUUCAUCGGCUUCUACAAAUUGUUAGCGUUAUGAUUGCGUGGCACUUUUUAGCACUCAGGUACGCCCCCUUGCGGCGAUUGUGGUCAAACGCACUCCGGUUACUGCUGCACCUAGCUAGUAUGCUGCCAUUUAUGUAAAAAUAAGUUAAAACAUUUAUUUGUCAAGUUAUAAAAUUGUACGAUUGGAAUAAUCGAGAACUUUGUUAAUGGAAAAUGUGGUUUUUUGUAUGUGAAACCAAAAUAUUUAUUGCUUAUUCGUUGCAAAAACGUGUCUACAAAAAACCCUCCACAAAGUUCUAGUUUUUGGACAAAAAUAACAUUAUUUUCACUGGACGCAAUAGGAUUUGUGCUCAAUUUUAGCAAAAAGUGGCUCGAUUAGUGUCUUAAAGCUCAAGCGCAUGCAUUUUUAUUCAAUCAUAACUACAAAAAAAUGGUCCUAUUGCGUUGAAGUGAUCGCUAAUUUUUUGGGAAAUUCAAAUAUUGAAACGUUGCUAUUUUUUUCCUAUUAAAUAAAAGUCUUCUGAGAUAUUUUUAGCGUGCUUCCAAUUAAUUGGCUUCCUUGAAAGCUAAAUUUAAACGCACAAAAUAUACCUAUAAGAGGGUCAAAGUUGGAUGUUUUGAUGAAGCAAAUCGAACAUCUGCUCAAUACCCUUUUUUCGGGAUUAGAGGCCAAAAAAAAAGUUAAUUUUAUGAUUUAAUAUGUUUGAUGAGGGUCAAAAUUGUAAUAUUCUUGCAAAAUUUCUCAUCCUAAGUUAAGGAAAGAAAUCUCAGUCGUGUAAUGUAAUUUUGAAAGAUGUUAGGAGAUCAAAGACAACUACCACAGGCAUUGAAAAAAAAGCUUCCAAUGCUCUAGAAGAUCUUCCUAGGAUAUUUUAAAGCAAAUUUCUGGAAAUGUCUACGGACUAUUGGAGGAGUAUUUCUAGGGACGCUAAAAAAUAACUUCUAAUGACAUUCAAAGGUGAAUUUUCAGGGAAAUUCCUCCAAAAAGAACAUUUAAGAUAAUUCCUAGGGCCUAAAAAAAAUCAUGCAACUCUUUAGAAGAUUUAAAAAAAAAAAAAACUGCGAAAUUUAUUAAGAAGCACAAGUGCAAUGAAAGUGAAAAUAUGGUAUUAACAAAAUCUGUUUCUCAAGCUUGUUUUUUGCCUCUGCAAACUAUGGAGGACUAGAGAGUUUUCUGAAUAAUUAGCUAUAAAUGAAUUACAAAUAUCACUGUCUCCUGAUUGUUUUGGAUUCAUUCCAUUCAGUAUUGUGUAUUUAUCAAUUUAUUUUUCUCAUUCUAUAAUAGAGAUAAAUAGUAACGUUUCUGCAUGCUUACUUUUAAAAAAAUAUAUAUAUUUGUAUUGUUACAAUAUUGGCUUUGUUUUUAGGUGAUUUAUUGAUAUAAAUGUCGAUUUUAUAUAGAGUUUCGUUUUUUGGAAAUCGCUCAUUCCAAGCUGGUUUAAUGUGUUUCGGUUGCUCCAUAUUUUUUUUUUUUUUUUUGGGAAAUUGACUACAUAAUUGCAUUCUCUGAGUCAAUUUCCUCAAAACAAAAUAAAUAAAGGAAGAAGUUUUUUUUACCAUUUUUAGUUGAAGGAGUAUUUUUCUGUUCCUAAACGCAGUUUUAUUGUCUAUUUUGUUCAAUAAUUCCGUAAGUCUCAAGUGUUCGUUAAAUAUAUAACAAAAUAUAUAAAAAGAUUUAGAAGUGCUGUGCACAGAAAACUUGUAUAAAAAAAAACGCAUUUAUGCUAAAUAAGUCUUUUUUGUGGGUUUUUAAUUUUUCGACAUUUCCCUUGCAAAAUACUGUAUGGCAAAUUGUCAAAUAAUGCUAUAUUGAUAAACUUUUAAGCAAAUCCAAGGAAAUGUUGAAAAAGUGACCCAAAUUUUUUUUAUUGUGCUGACUCUAGGGGCGGUUCUAUAAUAAUAAAUAGAUGUUUUUUAAAUAUUUUAAAACCGAAUCAGAUUAUUUCUUUGAUUUCAAGCGUCAUAAUUUAAUAAAAAUAUCGCUGCUGUGCUGUUUUAUAAUCGAAUUUCAAAUUAUCUGAUACGGUGCUGUAGCCUUGAUUGAUGUCAGAUUAGAUAAAAUAAUUAAAUUGGAUUUUUGUUUUCAAUAGUAAUAUAACUAGUGCAAUGGAAAUUAUUGAUAAUUUUUGGAAAAUUUGCCCGAAUGCAUUUUUAGUUGAAAAAGAGCACGAGUGCACGUAGUGCACGCGUUUGUGCUAAUUUGUCGAAAAUUAUAAAUAUAUUUCCAUUGCACGAGUUGUAUUUAAUGAGAGAAUUUCAUAAAUCAAAAAUUUAAAUUUUUUGUCAAAAAAUGUCAAAACACCAGUUUUCGCACCAGUUAGUAUGCAAUUAUCUGAUAAUUUGCACUAGUGCAAAUUAUCGCGUAAUUACAAUCUGAUUGGUUCAAAUCAACAAUCAAAUAUGUCAAUUUAUUGUUGGAAUACCAGUUUUGACAGAUGUAUGAAAUUCUCGAAUGUAAUACCACAAGAGGUUUCAGGAUUACCGGAUAAUACUUUUACCUGUCACGAAACGCGUUACGCAGUAACACCACGACUCCGAAGGAGGAGUGGUGUUGCUGGUAACGCGUUGAGUGUCCGGUAAAAGUAUUAGGUAAUCCAGAAACAUUGAGUGGUAUUCAAAAGGUUAUACAACGAACUAAACUUUAAUUCUUUAAUAAUUAAUGAUUUCAUGAAUCAAAAAUUUAAUUUAAAUUUUUUGUCAAAAAAUGUCAAAACACCAGUUACCGUGCAAAAGGAUUAUCACUUCUUAAGCCUCUCCUGUCAUAUGGGAAGGAUUAUCACUUGUUAAUCCUCUCGUGUCAUAUGGGAAUAAUGUACAGUGAGUUGUAUAAUCAUAAUAAUUUCUCUAAUUUGACAUAAAGGCGCAAAUUAUUUACUAGGGGAUGAUAGAAAAUGCGUGCGUUUCUCCCUCGGUAGUAUAAUUUAUUUUUACCAUUUAUACUAGUCUUAUAAAUAGCCAGAUGAUACAAAAAAAGCGGGGAGUAAAAAAAGUGCUUGAUUUUUUUUUUAAAUAAAUUAUUAUUUAUAUAUUUAGUGUCUUAAGUAUAGUAUAACAGUGGUACCGUUAUACUCGGUAAAAAUUUGUUGACGAGUAACCAAAAAAGGGGAAUAUUUGCCAAAUUAAUUCACUGUUUUUUAUCUAAAAAAAAAAAUAUUGAUAUAGAAGCAAAUCUAGGAUUAAAUUUUAACAAAAACCUAAAUGGGUGAUUGGUAAUGGUUGUUGCUUCAUUAAAACCAUUUUAAUAUUAUUAUGUAUUUUGUAGUUUUCAUUCAUUUUUUAAGUUGAUAUAAUUUAUUUUAUACAUUUUACCGUUGUUGCUGAAACAUGAUUUUUAUUUAUAUUUAACUUAAUGACAAACUGAUUGUACGUUUCUUGCAGAAAUAAAAUUAGAUAUUGUUUAAAUAA
Ceutorhynchus assimilis (cabbage seed weevil) is the source of this 5465-nucleotide messenger RNA. Lineage: Eukaryota; Metazoa; Arthropoda; Insecta; Coleoptera; Curculionidae. The record is from the annotation of a GenBank genome assembly.